Molecule: messenger RNA, 444 nt
Organism: Kazachstania africana CBS 2517
Lineage: Eukaryota; Fungi; Ascomycota; Saccharomycetes; Saccharomycetales; Saccharomycetaceae
Exons: 1
Coding region: 1-444 (147 amino acids)
Source: RefSeq, a predicted model, not a curated record
AUGCGUCUCCCCCUAAUACAUUCGUUAGUCCUUUUGCCUAUCACUGCGGCAAGCUGGCUGGAUCAGGUCGCUCUGGGGCCUAUUGUUAACUCUACCAGCCCAGAAAUAGCUGCGCUUAAUUAUUUGAAGUGCCUGCAAGUGAACGGCGCUGACAAUAGCACCCAAGUCCUCAUUGAUGGUAGUAGCUCUCUAAUUGUCUAUUUCAACACGACCCAAGUCAACACAGCUGCUGUUACAGCGGUCACCGACUAUUGCUCCAUUCGUUACUUAGCACACGUACGAAAUGAGGUGGUAUUAGCUGACAGCAUUGCGGAGUACUACACACAGUGGUCAACUCUAGGCCGAGUAUUAACAGGAACUGAUCGCUUACCUAGCUUGGAAUUGUGGGACAAGAUAGCUGGCGGCGCAACAUACAUGAACGAAAACUCAGGAACCAUAAUGUGA